Molecule: messenger RNA, 414 nt
Organism: Ogataea philodendri
Lineage: Eukaryota; Fungi; Ascomycota; Pichiomycetes; Pichiales; Pichiaceae
Exons: 1
Coding region: 1-414 (137 amino acids)
Biological process (GO): endoplasmic reticulum to Golgi vesicle-mediated transport
Cellular component (GO): COPII-coated ER to Golgi transport vesicle; endoplasmic reticulum membrane
Source: RefSeq, a predicted model, not a curated record
AUGACGGGCGAAGCAUGGUUAUUCAUACUGGCAGUGGUGGUUAACGCCAUCAACUUGUUCCUCCAGGUGUUCUUCACCAUCAUGUACAGCGACUUGGAGUGCGACUACAUCAACCCUAUCGAGUUGUGCAACAAAUUAAACAACUAUAUUGUUCCAGAGGCUGCUGUGCACGCCGGUCUGACUGCUUUGUUUCUAAUCAAUGGCUACUGGUUCACUUUCCUGCUUAACCUUCCGAUCUUGGCGUUCAAUGCCAACAAAAUCUACAACAAGAACCAUUUGUUGGACGCCACAGAGAUCUUCCGUACUUUGUCCAAACAUAAGAAGGAGUCUUUUAUCAAAUUGGGUUUCCACCUCCUAAUGUUCUUCUACUACCUUUACCGGAUGAUUGCCGCGCUGAUUGCUGACGAUAUGUAA